This is a messenger RNA of Phyllostomus hastatus (greater spear-nosed bat), 9841 nucleotides long. RefSeq names its product acetyl-CoA carboxylase alpha (gene ACACA). Gene Ontology annotation, biological process: fatty acid biosynthetic process. The record is from RefSeq and is a predicted model, not a curated record. Gene Ontology annotation, molecular function: ATP binding; acetyl-CoA carboxylase activity; metal ion binding. NCBI's taxonomy places the organism in Eukaryota, Metazoa, Chordata, Mammalia, Chiroptera, Phyllostomidae. The coding region runs from base 446 to 7591 and encodes 2381 amino acids. The transcript is spliced from 58 exons.
GCGAGCUGGUCGUCUCCACCCUUUUCCCUCCCUUGCCCUUUGGGCCCCGCCGUGUGUGGCUCGCUUGCCUCAAGCCCCUUGGUCCGGCCGGGACCUCCCCUUGUGCCGCUCCCGACCUAUGGCAGAGGCCUGGGAGGAUGCGGCAAAGGAAAUUGAAGUCAAGGGACUCUGGCCGUUUCUGGAAUCGGGGUCUUGAAGUGCUGCUCAUGGAUUAACCAGACUGAAUGGUGUAGGGGUGAACAGGGUGCGUUUCAUUCAGAUGCUUCUGGGCCGUCGAAAUUAUCUCCUUUGGAAAGAACCAUCCCCUCUUUGGGCUUCAGAGACCCAAAUUGAGGCGCAAUGAUGAGACGAUGUGGUGGUCCACUCUGAUGUCAAUCUUGAGGGCUAGUGCCCAGAAGUGCGUCCUGGACGAAUAUUUGUGAAAUGAGCAAGUAAAGGCAAAGGUAUGGAUGAAGUCACUCAGGCAAAAUGUAUAAGUUCUUUUUGGAAGUGGAUAUCUGCUCAGACAGUAAGAAUCAUAAGAGCUCUGAGAGCUCAUUUUGAAGAAAUAAUGGAUGAACCAUCCCACUUGGCCAAACCUUUGGAGCUAAACCAGCACUCCCGAUUCAUAAUUGGUUCUGUGUCUGAAGAUAACUCAGAGGAUGAGAUCAGCAACCUGGUGAAGCUGGACCUCCUGGAGGAGAAGGAAGGUUCUUUGUCACCAGCUUCUGUCAGCUCAGACACACUCUCUGAUGUGGGAAUCUCUGGCCUACAGGAUGGCUUGGCCUUACAUGUGAGGUCCAGCAUGUCUGGCUUGCACCUAGUAAAGCAAGGUCGAGACCGAAAGAAAAUAGACUCACAGAGAGAUUUCACUGUAGCUUCUCCAGCAGAAUUCGUUACUCGUUUUGGGGGGAAUAAAGUGAUUGAGAAGGUUCUUAUUGCCAACAAUGGCAUUGCAGCAGUGAAAUGCAUGCGGUCUAUCCGUCGGUGGUCUUAUGAGAUGUUUCGAAAUGAACGUGCAAUCCGAUUUGUUGUCAUGGUCACACCUGAGGAUCUUAAAGCCAAUGCAGAGUACAUUAAGAUGGCAGAUCACUAUGUGCCAGUGCCAGGAGGACCAAACAACAACAACUAUGCAAAUGUGGAAUUAAUUCUUGAUAUUGCUAAAAGGAUCCCAGUACAAGCAGUGUGGGCUGGCUGGGGUCAUGCUUCUGAGAAUCCCAAGCUCCCAGAACUUCUUUUGAAAAAUGGCAUCGCCUUCAUGGGUCCACCAAGCCAGGCCAUGUGGGCUCUGGGGGAUAAGAUUGCAUCUUCCAUAGUGGCUCAAACUGCAGGCAUCCCAACUCUCCCCUGGAGUGGCAGUGGUCUUCGUGUGGACUGGCAAGAAAGUGAUUUUUCAAAACGUAUUUUAAAUGUUCCCCAGGAACUCUAUGAAAAAGGCUAUGUGAAGGAUGUGGAUGACGGGCUAAAGGCAGCAGAGGAAGUUGGGUAUCCAGUAAUGAUCAAGGCCUCAGAAGGAGGAGGAGGAAAGGGAAUCAGAAAAGUCAAUAAUGCGGAUGACUUCCCUAACCUCUUCAGACAGGUUCAAGCUGAAGUCCCUGGCUCUCCUAUAUUUGUGAUGAGACUAGCAAAGCAAUCUCGUCAUCUGGAGGUGCAGAUCUUGGCAGAUCAGUAUGGCAAUGCUAUCUCUUUGUUUGGUCGCGAUUGCUCCGUACAGCGCAGGCAUCAGAAGAUUAUUGAAGAGGCACCUGCUGCUAUCGCUACUCCAGCAGUAUUUGAACAUAUGGAGCAGUGUGCGGUGAAACUUGCCAAAAUGGUUGGCUAUGUGAGUGCGGGGACUGUAGAAUACCUUUACAGCCAGGAUGGCAGCUUCUACUUUCUGGAACUGAACCCUCGGCUACAGGUGGAGCACCCUUGUACAGAGAUGGUGGCUGAUGUCAACCUCCCUGCAGCACAACUCCAGAUUGCCAUGGGGAUCCCUCUAUACAGAAUCAAGGAUAUUCGUAUGAUGUAUGGGGUAUCUCCCUGGGGUGAUGCUCCCAUUGAUUUUGAAAAUUCUGCUCAUGUUCCUUGUCCAAGGGGCCAUGUUAUUGCUGCUCGGAUCACUAGUGAAAAUCCAGAUGAGGGUUUUAAGCCCAGCUCAGGAACAGUUCAGGAACUGAACUUCCGCAGCAAUAAGAACGUCUGGGGUUAUUUCAGUGUUGCUGCUGCAGGGGGACUUCAUGAGUUUGCUGAUUCUCAGUUUGGUCACUGUUUCUCCUGGGGAGAAAACAGAGAGGAAGCAAUUUCAAACAUGGUGGUGGCUUUGAAGGAGCUGUCUAUUCGAGGUGACUUUCGAACUACUGUUGAAUACCUGAUCAAAUUAUUGGAGACUGAAAGCUUUCAGUUGAAUAGAAUUGACACUGGCUGGCUGGACAGACUGAUAGCAGAAAAAGUACAGGCAGAGCGACCUGACACCCUGUUGGGAGUUGUCUGUGGGGCUCUCCAUGUGGCUGAUGUGAGCCUGCGGAAUAGCAUCUCUAACUUCCUUCACUCCUUGGAAAGGGGUCAAGUCCUUCCUGCUCAUACACUUCUGAACACUGUAGAUGUUGAACUUAUCUAUGAGGGAGUCAAAUAUGUCCUUAAGGUGACUCGGCAGUCCCCUAACUCCUAUGUGGUGAUCAUGAACGGCUCCUGUGUGGAGGUGGAUGUGCAUCGGCUGAGUGAUGGAGGACUGCUCUUGUCCUAUGAUGGCAGCAGUUAUACCACGUACAUGAAGGAAGAAGUGGAUAGAUAUCGCAUCACGAUUGGCAAUAAAACCUGUGUGUUUGAGAAGGAGAAUGACCCUUCAGUGAUGCGGUCACCUUCUGCUGGGAAGUUAAUCCAGUACAUUGUGGAGGACGGAGGCCAUGUGUUUGCUGGCCAGUGCUAUGCUGAGAUUGAGGUGAUGAAGAUGGUAAUGACUUUAACAGCUAUAGAGUCUGGCUGUGUUCAUUACGUCAAGCGGCCUGGAGCAGCUCUUGAUCCGGGCUGUGUAAUAGCCAAAAUGCAGUUGGAUAACCCCAGCAAGGUCCAGCAGGCUGAGCUUCACACCGGUAGUCUGCCACAGAUCCAGAGCACAGCACUUCGAGGCGAGAAGCUCCAUCGAGUGUUCCACUAUGUCUUGGAUAAUCUGGUCAACGUGAUGAAUGGAUACUGCCUUCCAGAUCCUUUCUUUAGCAGCAGGGUAAAAGACUGGGUAGAGCGGUUGAUGAAGACCCUCAGAGAUCCCUCCUUACCUCUCCUAGAAUUGCAAGAUAUCAUGACCAGUGUCUCUGGCCGCAUACCCCCCAACGUGGAGAAGUCUAUUAAGAAGGAAAUGGCUCAGUAUGCUAGCAACAUCACAUCAGUCCUCUGUCAGUUUCCCAGCCAGCAGAUUGCCAACAUCCUAGAUAGCCAUGCAGCUACACUGAACCGGAAAUCUGAACGGGAAGUCUUCUUCAUGAACACUCAGAGUAUCGUCCAGCUGGUACAGAGGUACCGAAGUGGCAUCCGAGGCCACAUGAAGGCUGUGGUGAUGGAUCUGCUGCGGCAGUACCUGCGAGUGGAGACGCAGUUCCAGAAUGGUCACUAUGACAAAUGUGUGUUCGCCCUUCGGGAGGAGAAUAAGAGUGACAUGAACGCUGUACUGAACUAUAUCUUCUCUCACGCUCAAGUCACCAAGAAGAAUCUUCUGGUCACAAUGCUUAUUGACCAGUUGUGUGGCCGGGACCCUACUCUCACUGAUGAGCUACUGAAUAUCCUCACAGAGCUAACUCAACUCAGUAAGACCACCAAUGCCAAAGUGGCACUUCGAGCACGCCAGGUUCUUAUUGCCUCUCAUUUGCCAUCAUAUGAGCUUCGCCAUAACCAAGUAGAGUCUAUCUUCCUAUCAGCUAUUGACAUGUACGGACAUCAGUUUUGUAUUGAGAACCUGCAGAAACUCAUCUUGUCUGAAACGUCUAUCUUUGAUGUCUUACCAAACUUCUUCUAUCACAGCAACCAGGUAGUGAGGAUGGCAGCUCUGGAGGUGUAUGUUCGAAGGGCUUAUAUUGCCUAUGAACUUAACAGCGUACAGCACCGCCAGCUUAAGGACAGCACCUGCGUGGUGGAAUUCCAGUUCAUGCUGCCCACGUCCCAUCCAAACAGAGGGAACAUCCCCACGCUAAACAGAAUGUCCUUCUCCUCCAACCUCAACCACUAUGGCAUGACUCAUGUAGCUAGUGUCAGCGAUGUGCUGCUGGACAACUCAUUCACUCCACCGUGUCAGCGGAUGGGCGGAAUGGUCUCUUUUCGGACUUUUGAAGAUUUUGUCAGGAUCUUUGAUGAAGUGAUGGGCUGCUUCUGUGAUUCCCCACCCCAAAGCCCCACAUUCCCUGAGGCGGGUCACACAUCUCUAUACGAUGAAGACAAGGUCCCCAGGGAUGAACCAAUUCACAUUCUCAAUGUGGCUAUCAAGACUGACGGUGAUAUUGAGGAUGACAGGCUGGCAGUGAUGUUCAGAGAGUUUACCCAGCAAAAUAAAGCUACUCUGGUUGAGCAUGGAAUCCGGCGCCUUACUUUCCUGGUUGCACAAGAGGAUUUCAGGAAACAGAUCAGCUAUGAGGUGGAUCAGAGAUUUCAUAGAGAAUUCCCUAAAUUUUUCACAUUCCGAGCAAGGGAUAAGUUUGAGGAGGAUCGUAUCUAUCGUCACUUGGAGCCCGCCCUUGCCUUCCAGUUAGAGCUGAACCGGAUGAGAAAUUUUGACCUUACUGCCAUUCCAUGUGCUAAUCACAAGAUGCACCUGUAUCUUGGGGCAGCCAAAGUGGAAGUGGGCACAGAAGUGACAGACUAUAGGUUCUUUGUCCGUGCAAUCAUCAGACAUUCUGAUCUGGUCACCAAGGAAGCUUCUUUUGAAUAUCUGCAAAACGAAGGGGAACGGCUGCUCCUGGAAGCCAUGGAUGAGUUGGAAGUUGCUUUUAAUAAUACAAAUGUCCGUACCGACUGCAACCACAUCUUCCUCAACUUUGUGCCCACAGUCAUCAUGGACCCAUCAAAGAUUGAGGAAUCUGUGCGGAGCAUGGUAAUGCGCUAUGGAAGUCGGCUGUGGAAAUUACGCGUCCUCCAGGCAGAACUGAAAAUCAACAUUCGCCUGACACCAACUGGAAAAGCAAUUCCCAUUCGCCUCUUCCUGACAAACGAGUCUGGCUAUUACUUGGACAUCAGCCUAUACAAAGAAGUGACUGACUCCAGGACAGCACAGAUCAUGUUUCAAGCGUAUGGAGACAAACAGGGACCAUUACAUGGAAUGUUAAUCAACACUCCCUAUGUGACCAAAGACCUGCUUCAAUCAAAGAGGUUCCAGGCACAGUCCUUAGGGACAACAUACAUAUAUGAUAUCCCAGAGAUGUUUCGACAGUCCUUGAUCAAACUCUGGGAAUCUAUGUCCACUCAAGCAUUCCUUCCUUCACCCCCUCUGCCUUCUGACAUGCUGACGUACACCGAACUCGUGUUGGACGAUCAAGGCCAGCUGGUCCACAUGAACAGGCUUCCAGGAGGAAAUGAGAUUGGCAUGGUAGCUUGGAAGAUGACCCUUAAAAGUCCUGAAUAUCCAGAAGGUCGAGAUAUCAUUGUUAUUGGCAAUGACAUCACAUACCGAAUUGGGUCCUUUGGGCCCCAGGAGGAUUUGCUGUUUCUCAGAGCUUCUGAGCUUGCCAGGGCAGAGGGGAUCCCACGCAUCUAUGUAGCAGCCAACAGUGGAGCAAGAAUUGGACUGGCAGAGGAAAUUCGUCAUAUGUUUCAUGUGGCCUGGGUAGAUCCUGAGGAUCCUUACAAGGGAUUCAAAUAUUUAUACCUGACCCCUCAAGAUUAUAAGAGAGUCAGUGCUCUCAACUCUGUCUAUUGUGAACACGUGGAGGAUGAAGGAGAAUCCAGGUACAAGAUAACCGAUAUUAUUGGGAAGGAAGAGGGACUUGGAGCAGAGAACCUUCGAGGUUCUGGAAUGAUUGCUGGGGAAACCUCGUUGGCCUAUGAUGAGAUCAUCACCAUUAGCCUGGUUACGUGCCGAGCCAUUGGAAUUGGUGCUUACCUUGUCCGGCUGGGACAGAGAACCAUCCAGGUUGAAAAUUCUCACUUAAUUCUGACAGGAGCCGGGGCCCUCAACAAAGUUCUCGGGCGGGAAGUCUAUACCUCCAAUAACCAGCUCGGCGGCAUCCAGAUCAUGCACAACAAUGGGGUGACCCACAGCACUGUUUGUGAUGACUUCGAGGGGGUUUUCACUGUCCUGCACUGGCUGUCUUACAUGCCUAAGAGUGUAAACAUUUCAGUUCCCAUCCUGAAUUCCAAGGAUCCUAUAGAUAGAAUCAUCGAGUUUGUUCCCACAAAGACCCCGUAUGAUCCUCGAUGGAUGCUGGCAGGCCGUCCUCACCCAACCCAGAAAGGUCAAUGGUUAAGUGGAUUUUUUGACUAUGGGUCUUUCUCAGAAAUCAUGCAACCUUGGGCGCAGACUGUGGUGGUUGGCAGAGCCAGACUAGGAGGAAUACCCGUGGGAGUAGUUGCUGUAGAAACCCGGACAGUGGAACUGAGUAUCCCAGCUGAUCCUGCAAACCUGGAUUCUGAAGCCAAGAUAAUCCAGCAAGCUGGCCAGGUUUGGUUCCCAGACUCUGCGUUUAAGACCUAUCAGGCCAUCAAGGACUUCAACCGUGAAGGGCUGCCCCUGAUGGUCUUUGCUAACUGGAGAGGCUUCUCUGGUGGGAUGAAAGAUAUGUACGACCAAGUGCUGAAAUUCGGUGCUUACAUCAUUGAUGGCUUACGGGAGUGCUCUCAGCCUGUGAUGAUUUACAUCCCUCCUCAGGCCGAGCUUCGGGGAGGCUCCUGGGUCGUGAUUGACCCCACCAUCAACCCCCGGCACAUGGAGAUGUACGCUGACCGAGAAAGCAGGGCAUCAGUUCUGGAGCCAGAAGGGACAGUAGAAAUCAAAUUCCGAAGAAAGGAUCUGGUGAAAACCAUGCGUCGGGUGGACCCAGUCUACAUCCACUUGGCUGAGCGAUUGGGUACCCCGGAGCUCAGUACUGCUGAGCGGAAGGAGCUGGAGAACAAGCUGAAGGAGCGGGAGGAAUUCCUAACUCCCAUUUACCAUCAGGUAGCCGUGCAGUUUGCUGACUUGCACGACACCCCAGGCCGGAUGCAGGAGAAGGGUGUCAUUAACGACAUCCUGGACUGGAAGACAUCCCGCACCUUCUUCUACUGGCGGCUGAGGCGCCUCCUGCUGGAGGACCUGGUCAAGAAGAAGAUCCACAAUGCCAACCCCGAGCUGACCGAUGGCCAGAUCCAGGCCAUGCUAAGGCGCUGGUUUGUGGAAGUGGAAGGCACGGUGAAGGCCUACGUUUGGGACAACAACAAGGACCUGGUGGAGUGGCUGGAGAAGCAGCUGACAGAGGAGGACGGGGUUCGCUCAGUCGUAGAGGAAAACAUCAAGUAUAUCAGCAGAGACUACGUCCUCAAGCAGAUCCGCAGCUUGGUCCAGGCCAACCCAGAGGUCGCCAUGGAUUCCAUCGUCCACAUGACCCAGCACAUCUCCCCCACGCAGCGAGCAGAAGUCGUCCGGAUCCUCUCCACGAUGGACCCCCCCUCCACGUAGGGGAGGCUUCCUGCCCACCCUGCCCCGCCUCCCAGAGAAGGGCUGGCGCUGCCUCUCACCACUGAGCCACCAUCACUGAUGAGAAGGCACAGGAGACCCAACACUGGAAUCAAAGUGGCGUUUUGCUUCCCCUCGAACACUUUCAGGUUCUGCAUGACACACCGGGAUAGAGGGUCAUGAAGCCUGGCUCCAGCCCACCGGUCACAUCUGCCCGACCUGUGCAGUAUUAACUACCCUGGCGGGGAUGGCAGUCCUCUCUGCCCGCACACACCUGAGAAGGCAAUGAAGGGUACACCGUACCACGAGGCCUUCCUACACAAAAGCAAGCCACCCCUCCUGUCCUGCAGCGCCAUAGUCCCAGCCCGGGGAUGUGCCAGGCAGGCAGUGCCCACCCGUGCCCCCGGCCCCAUGAGCCUGCAGCACAGGCAGCAGGGGAGGGCUGGGCUGGGGGCGGGGGGAAGCCGCGAGUCCGUGGCUUCCUUGCCCCAUGUUCAGCCUGGCACAUACUGGGCACUGGAGAGGACCCACUCCCAGGCCGAGCACAAUAAGGUACCUAUUUAUGAAGAAAAACAGACUACAGACUCUGCAAGCUCCGUGGGAACUCGAAGGUGAGGGCAAAAGCAUGGUCCUAGGAGCAGGGAAAGAACACAGACCCAGUCACUGUUGCAGAUCAGGGGCCUCAACCUUGAAUUCAGUUCUCGUAAAACAAAUGGAAAGACGGUGACCUGCACCACCCGGCAUGGCACACCGGACGGCCAGGGUGCGGGAGGCCCCAGCCUCCUCCCAGGGCCCCACAGGCAGUGCUGGAGCUGAGCUGGCAGAGGUGGUGGCAGGGGUGGAGUGGGAGAAUUGCCCUCUCCGUGGCUGAUGGAAAGUAGCAGGGACGGUGGGCCGAACAGUCUUUCUUUUAGGACUUGGGAGGCUGUUGCUAUUGAGCCUGGAGCUCUGAUGGUCCCCAGAGGUCCAUAGUGCCUGCAGAGUCGCUCCUCUGUCUCCAGGGCGACUCUCCCAGCAUCUCUAGCCCUCCUGCACGCCGGCCAUCUUCCCGGAGUGUGCAGCAGGGCUCCCCGCAGCUGCUGGCAGGAACCCUGGUGACAUCUGUGCUCUCGGCACCAGGACUACAGAAUCCACGUGACCUUAAGCUUACCUACGACUCCCUCAUGGUGCUGCUGUCUUUCUUCCAGGCUCCCUGGUCCCUCCCCGGCCAGCAGCAGGAGCCUCCUCAUGGGUGGUGGUAAAGCAUUUAUUUAGAUUCAGCAACCAGUUUAGUCAAGGAAAGGGCUUACUGAUUCCCCCAAAGCAAGAGUGGCAGGCGGUCGGGGCUGGGGUGGCAUCUGGUUCCCACAGUGCAGCUGAUUGCCUUUGUCACUGACGACCACGGAGGAAAUCACCAGGAUGCUGGAGACACUGGUGUGAAUACUGGUGUACGAGCUGCAGCCUUGAGCCUUAACCCUGCAGCUCACACACAGGAGCGAGCUGCACGUCUCCCCCUCUGGGAGCUGUGUGUGCGGACCGCACUGUGUGGCGGACGUGGCCCGCCGGCCCCGGGAGCUCCAAGCCGAGGCCGCCUUGCUUCAAGGUGCGCAUGUUUGGCACCACCGGAGAAGGGCGGGGAAAGGUCGGGGACGAUUUCCAGGCCAGGAAGAAGCCUCUAUUUGUUACUAGUGCCUGCGUAGCCAGUAAGAAUUGACUUCCUCUUGGCCUGGACUGUUCCUCGACACUUCCCUGCAGUAAAUACAGCUCCCCGCACCGCCGGCCGUUGUGACUGUCCUGGACGCCCCGGCUGGCCGGCCCGCGCCUGCGCCCGCCCCGGCACCCACACGCCGUCACAGGCGGUCACGCUCGUCCACUCGCCCCACUCUGUCCACCAAACCGUGAAACACUAAACAAAUCCGUGUCUGCUCCAGAGCCCCGUAGUGCCUGUUCCUCCGUCUCCAGAGCGCUUCUUAGUAAGCCUUGCCCUGGACAAGGGUUUUCACAUGGAGAAGUCCGAGGGAGCCACACAACGCGAGCGAUCUGGUGUUCGCGCAGCCGUCUCACGCGCAGGGCCCCUGAGGCGGGGAGUGUAAGUGGCGCCUUGACCAAGACUCGCGAGAGCUGGGGUCGCAUGCUGUCUGCCCUCCUCGUUCCCAAAGCAGCCGUCACUCGUCUCUGAGGAUUCGCUGGCCACGCAUUCUGACGAGCGAGGAGCUUCAGGCAGACGUAUUCCUUCCACGUUUUGCUGAAAUAAACCACCACCUUUGUAGAAGA